CAGCUUCACGUUUUUGAAUCUCUCGCAAUGAUUUCCAUACCGCAAGCAAUUGGUAGUCUACACUGAGAAUACCGUGAUACACUCACGAUACCCCCUUCCAAUGAGAUCCGCCAUGACUGUAUCACCCUCGAGAUGUCGCGCUCUUCCCCGGAACCUUUCCUCGCCUCGUCCUCCCCCGGCGAUUCCCUGAAACCCCAAUCUCGCUACACCUAUCGUCAAUUACAACUUCUUCGCCAGAACUCGACCGCGUGCCCAUUGCGCGUUAUUGCCCACGUCGAUCUCGAUGCCUUUUACGCUCAAUGUGAGAUGGUCCGUCUGGGGACGGAACGCACGACGCCCCUUGCUGUUCGACAAUGGGACUCGCUCAUUGCCGUGAACUACCCCGCCCGAUCGUCUGGGAUUAGCAGAAUGAUUUCUGCGGCUGAGGCGCGGAAGCUCUGUCCGAAUAUUGUAUUACAGCAUGUUGCGACCUUUCGAGAAGGCGAGGGUGGGAGAUGGGCGUAUAGGGAUGACUCGUUCAAAAAUAUUAGCACGGAUAAGGUCUCGCUGGAUCCAUACCGGGCAGAAUCACGGAAAAUAUUGAGUGUGAUGAAGGAGGAACUGUCGCGAUGGCAUGCGGAUUUGGUCGGCGAUGAAUCCGUGCAUGGGCAGAUACAACCUGCUGGUCUUGAGAAAGCUAGUGUGGAUGAGGUUUUCAUUGACCUGUCGUCUUUGGUAUUUGGGGUUCUGCUUCGAAGGUAUCCGGAAUUGCGAGCAUCGCAUGGUAGUGAUGAAAAAGUGGCGUUGUUGCCUCAUCCGCCGACAACGGCGUUGGAGUGGAAUGCUGAGGACUGUCUGGUUGACUUGGACGAGAAAGAGACUGAAGUCGAUGACCCUGACUGGGACGAUCUUGCUAUGCUUAUAGGGUCAGAGAUUGUUCGGUCAGUUCGGGCAGCCAUUUGGGACAGACUCACUUAUACCUGUUCUGCGGGAAUUGCGAGGAACAAGAUGAUGGCGAAGCUUGGGAGCGGCUGUAACAAGCCGAAUAAACAAACAGUUAUUCGAAACCGAGCAGUCCAGAACUUUCUUGGAGGAUUCAAAUUCACCAAAAUUCGGAUGCUCGGAGGCAAGUUAGGAGAUCAGGUAUCUGCGUUCUUUGGAACAGAGCAGGUUAAUGAUCUUCUCAACGUUCCCCUUGAACAGUUUCGGGCCAAGCUAGACGAUGAUACCGCUGCUUGGCUAUAUGGCAUUAUCCGUGGAGACGACAGAAGUGAAGUCAAUCCCAGAACGCAAAUAAAGUCUAUGCUGUCAGCCAAGUCGUUUAGGCCAAGUAUAAACUCCGCUGAGCAGGCAGAUAGAUGGCUACGCAUCUUUGCCGCUGACAUAUACGGUCGCCUAGUUCAGGAUGGGGUGCUUGAGAAUAGACGCCGUCCAAAAACGAUCACUCUGCAUCAUAGGCAAAAUGCUCAAGUCAGAUCUCGUUCGAUGCCAAUUCCAGGCUCGAAACAUGUCGACGAGAUGGUGCUCUUCGAGCUUGGUAAAACUCUGCUUCGACAGGUCAUGGAUGAUGCGCGUGCGUGGCCUUGUGCGAAUCUCUCGUUAAGCGUUGGCGGGUUCGAAGAUGGUGUCACCAAAAAUCAAGCAAUUGAUGGGUUUCUACUUCGUGGAGCUCACGCUAAGACUUUGGGUCAUUCUACGAGAGAGCUGGAUGAUGAACCAAUGGCAGAAAAACAACCUGAUGGGAAGCGCAGGAAAGUUGAAGAUAACAAAGGUAUAAGGCAAUUCUUCACCAAACCGCCGGAUGUUGACAAGGCUCCAUCUCAGCUCGCUGAGACAACGGCCGAAGAAUCACAAAUAUAUGAUCCAGAAACAGGACACUCGGCAGAUCGUGUCGAAAGCCAUGGUCCUAUGUCUCCUUCCGAAGAUACCGUGGAUCACUAUUCGGAUAUUCCGCUAGGACUAUACACCUGCAGCCAGUGCGGCAAAUCAAUACCAGAAUAUGAAAAGAAUGAACACGACGACUGGCAUUUCGCUAAAGAGCUGGAAAACGAAGAAAGACAAGCAGCGAGAAGCUCUCAGCAGACAUCACGUCCGAUAGCUACUUCGGGUCCGUCUCGUAGCCGAGGCGGUCGUGGUCGUGGUAAGCCGGAGAAAGGGCAGAUGCGACUUACUUUUGGGUAGAGCUACUAUGUACAAAUUGAAUAAUUGUAUACCGACAUCUUAUAGCAUAUACUGUACUGUUAUUUCUCGGACGUUUAUAACUGCUUGUCUUACUCCUGUUGUUAAUAAGCGGUCAUUGAUAUCGCCACACUAGGGCUGAG
This is a messenger RNA of Aspergillus wentii DTO 134E9, 2300 nucleotides long. RefSeq names its product DNA-directed DNA polymerase eta. NCBI's taxonomy places the organism in Eukaryota, Fungi, Ascomycota, Eurotiomycetes, Eurotiales, Aspergillaceae. Gene Ontology annotation, cellular component: replication fork; nucleus; site of double-strand break. Gene Ontology annotation, biological process: error-prone translesion synthesis; response to radiation. The coding region runs from base 133 to 2160 and encodes 675 amino acids. The record is from RefSeq and is a predicted model, not a curated record. The transcript has a single exon. Gene Ontology annotation, molecular function: damaged DNA binding; DNA-directed DNA polymerase activity.